Molecule: messenger RNA, 4026 nt
Organism: Lampris incognitus (smalleye Pacific opah)
Lineage: Eukaryota; Metazoa; Chordata; Actinopteri; Lampriformes; Lampridae
Gene: fxr1
Product: FMR1 autosomal homolog 1
Exons: 18
Coding region: 1-2280 (759 amino acids)
Biological process (GO): regulation of dendritic spine development; positive regulation of translation; regulation of alternative mRNA splicing, via spliceosome
Cellular component (GO): dendritic filopodium; nucleus; dendritic spine neck
Molecular function (GO): mRNA 3'-UTR binding; translation regulator activity; protein homodimerization activity
Source: RefSeq, a predicted model, not a curated record
AUGGAGGAACUGGCGGUGGAGGUCCGUGGCUCCAACGGGGCUUACUACAAGGGCUUUGUCCGAGAUGUCCACGAUGACUCCCUCACCAUUGCCUUUGAGAACAACUGGCAGCCAGAACGCCAGGUACCCUUCAGUGAUGUCAGGAUGCCACCUCCACCUGAUGGCAAGAAGGAGAUCAAAGAGGGGGAGGAGGUAGAGAUCUUCUCUCGGGCCAAUGACCAGGAGCCUUGUGGUUGGUGGCUGGCUAAAGUCCGCAUGAUGAAGGGAGAUUUCUAUGUGAUUGAAUACGCAGCCUGUGACGCCACCUACAAUGAGAUCGUGACCUUUGAGCGACUGCGUCCAGUCAACACCAACAAGCCCGCCACCAAGAACUCCUUCUACAAGUGCACUGUCCCUGUCCCUCAGGAUCUACAAGAGGCGUGCCAGAAUGAUCUUGCCCACAAAGACUUCAAGAAGGCCGUGGGAGCGUGUCACAUCUCUUACUGCCCUGAGACUAGUCAGCUAGUCAUUAUGUCUACCAAUGAAGCAACAGUAAAGCGCGUCUCCUUGCUGAGUGACAUGCACCUGCGAAGCAUCAGGACCAAGUUGAUGCUGAUGUCACGCAACCAGGAAGCCACAAAACACCUUGAGAGCUCCAAGCAGCUGGCGUCAUCCUUUCAGGAAGAGUUUACUGUGCGACCCGACCUGAUGGGGCUGGCCAUUGGUAGCCAUGGCAGCAACAUCCAGCAGGCACGGAAAGUUUCAGGUGUCACCGCAAUUGAGCUGGAUGAGGAGACAGGCACCUUCAGGAUUUAUGGGGAGACUGAAGAGGCAGUGAAGAAGGCCAGGAGCUUUCUGGAGUUUCUUGAAGACUCUGUUCAGGUGCCUAGGCAUCUGGUUGGUAAGGUGAUUGGUAAAAAUGGCAAGGUGAUCCAGGAAAUAGUGGACAAGUCUGGCGUGGUAAGAGUCAGGAUAGAAGGAGAUAAUGACUCCAAGCAGCCACGACAAGAAUUGACACAGGGAAUGGUCCCUUUCACCUUUGUGGGCACCAAGGAGAGCAUCGGCAACGUGCAGGUCUUACUGGAGUAUCACAUCUCUUACCUAAAUGAGGUUGAGCAGCUGCGUUUGGAAAGGCUGCAAAUUGAUGAGCAGUUGAGGCAGAUUACUCAGGGCCACCGACCCACCGACAGAGAGAGGGAGAGAGGAGAGAGAGGGGACAGGGCAGAGAGGGGCGGAGGCUUCAACCCAGAUGGCAGUGCCCCCGCUUCCUCCACCUCCCUGCACACCAGUCGUUCCUACACUGGCCGGGGUCGCGGGCGCAGAGGGCACAACCACAACUCUGGAUAUGGCACCAACUCUGAGCAGUCCAAUGCCUCAGAGACAGACUCAGAGCGCAGAGAUGAGCUGAGUGACUGGUCCCUGGCUGGAGAGGACCAGGACAGAGAGAGGGGCUCACGGCCCCAAAGAGACAGUCAUAGGAGGCCCGGGGCCAGCAGGGGCCGAGGUGGGAGGGGAAGAGGAGGAAGAGGAGGCUACAACAACAGUUCUGCUGGCUCUCGGGACUAUGAGGGUAACCAUGGUUACGGAGCCUUGGAGACAAACACAGAGACAGACCAGACAGCUGAUACAGAUGCAAGCGAGUCCAACAUGCCUGCCAACCGCCGCCGCCGUUCCCGCCGACGCAGGACUGAUGAAGACACCACUCUCAUAGAUGGCAUGAGCGAGUCGGACAAUGCCUCUGUGAGCGAGAAUGGAAUAGAUGACCCAGAGGCUAAACCUCAGCGCCGUAAUCGUAGUCGCCGCCGCCGCAGCCGCCUGCCUGAAGAGAGGCAGCCAGUGACCGUGGCUGACUACAUAUCCAGGGCUGAGUCUCAGAGUCGACAGAAGACUGCCAAGGAACCCAAGAAGAACAAAAAGGACAUGGGUCAUGUCGAUGCCAUUGCUGAGCACAGCCUGCAGUCUGACCCAGCAACCGUAAACGGCCCCAGCAACGAGGCUGCUGGCGGCAACGGCAGCAAUGAGGCUGCUGGCGGCAACGGCAGCAAUGAGGCUGCUGGCGGCAACGGCAGCAACGAGGCUGCUGGCGGCAACGGCAGCAACGAGGCUGCUGGCGGCAACGGCAGCAACGAGGCUGCUGGCGGCAACGGCAGCAACGAGGCUGCUGGCGGCAACGGCAGCAACGAGGCUGCUGGCGGCGACGGCAGCAACGACAGCGAUCCCAAGUCUUCCACAGAGGUGCCCGCCAAAGUCCCCCCGCAGGAGGAUUCAAAUCCACAAGCUGUUGUCAAUGGACUUUCCUAAUUGGAUCUGGUCAAAAAAAAAGAAAGGAAAAAAAAACGGUUUCAAAUAUUUGAACUACUAUGGGUGCGCUUUAUUAGAACUCCCAAUCUCUUUAAAGGCCUCAGAAGUGGAACUUUACAUUAAAAUACACCAAGCACUGUUUUUGUUUGUUUUCAAAUAUUUGAAACCUUUAUAAUUACAGAUUUUGCUUAGGUCUGCACCUAACCCCCACCAACCUCUGACUGGCUUUUUCCAACUUUAUUCGUUUUAAUACUGUUUUUACAUUAGUUCUUGUAUGAGCUUGCCAAAGAUAGUCAAACAAACACAGAGUUGCAGAUAUCUCUACUUACUGCACUUUUCAGUCCCUCUUCACGGAGCAGUCAGGGAGGGGUUGGACUGAGAACUUCUAAAAUGCAGACAGGGAUUCCAAUCUAACGCAUACGGUGGUAUUACUGCAGUCGGUAUUUUUCAUACACUAAAGGAAUAUCGUACCUGGGCUUUAGAAAUGAAUGCUUCCACUUUUUUCCAGAAUAAGAUGAGAUUUUGUUAGGGCAUCAAACGUUCUUUGUAAAUGCAAUCUUUAUGGACAGUACCACAGAGUAGCAAGGUUAGCUGGAAUCCCAGUCAGAGUAUGUUUAACAUACAUGUGAUCAGCUGUUGUGCCUUGAGAGUAGAUUCAACAUGUCGUUGCCUGGCUCACACCGUCUGAAAUCCUUUCACUUCUUUGUUACUUGGAUUGGCCUUGCCUGCCGCAGCUGAGUGAGCUUAAGAGGCCCCCUUGUCAGGCCCGCCCUCCUUAUUGGGCAAAGCAAGCAGACUCGAGCAAGUGCUACAAGAAACUGAAAGAAUUCCAGUGGCAUAUCUUUCAAAAAUCAGGUUUGUCAGUUCUCGUUAUUCAUGGGGAAAGUUGAGUCCAGUUAUCCCGUAUCUAUCUGUUGAGGAGUGUUUCGUUAGCUGCUUUUCCAUUGACUUGUUUUUCAGUUUGCAACCACUUAUGUCAUAGGAUGAUAUUACAGUGUGUUUGGAAAAGAAACAAUACAAGAUCACUUUUCUUUGCACUGAAUUGUAACUUUUUUCUGUUAUAUUCAUUAUAGUUAAUUCUGGAAAAUGGCCUGUUGCUGUACAGAGAUGUAGCCGUCAGUGCUGGGUUUCCUGAAAUCAUUUUAAUGCUAAGCAGUGGGCAGUUCAGGUCGUCAGGUUUAACAAGGAGGACAAUGUGGAUGCUAAGGGCUGUUUCUUCCUCAUUUAUCCAUGAAGUCCAUUCUUAUUAAGGAGGCAUGUAUGUUAAUUAACACGGGAGUACCACGUUUCCCUUUCCUCCUUUACGUACUUUCGAAAUAAUCUUUGUUCAACUGAAAGCCAAAACUGUCAUCCCUAGUGUUAAGAUGUUACAGGGAAGCUGAGCCCAAGUCACAAUGAUGUCAUUUUAAUGGUUCUUCCACAGACUGGCUGGCUGGAGACGGUCACGACUGUUUAACUAAGGAAGGAGAUUUAUUUGGUUUAUUUAUUUUUAAAAAAAUGUACAGUAUUUAAAAAAAAUAAACAAAAGAGGCUGUCUUCUUCUUGACACUAAAAACUGGUGUUAGUAAGGUUCUUUAUGAGGCAGGUGACAAUUUGGACUACUGAGUUUUGACUCCCUAAGUGUUUUUGUUGGGUCAUAUAUAGUAUGUUUUUUUAAAGGAUCAUUCUGGUUGGUUGAUGUGCAAUAUGUUUUGUAUGCAGGUAGUUCUUAAAUAAACAUGAUCUUCCAUCUAGAUCUAAAAUCAA